AUGGGCCCCUAUACCGCCUCCUCAUGCUGCUGCCAGGCUCGUAAUCUGUCAUGCGCCCCUGUACCGCCUCCUCAUGCUGCUGCCAGGUCCAGAGUGUGUCAUGGGCCCCCGUACCGACUCCAAAUGCUGCUGCCAGGCCCGUAAUCUGUCAUGGGCCCCUGUACCGCCUCCCCAUGCUGCUGCCAGGUCCAGAUUGUGUCAUGGGUCCCUGUACGGCCUCCCAUUGCUGCUGCCAGGCCUGUAAUCUGCCAUGGGCCCCCGUACCGACUCCUCAUGCUGCUGCCAGGCCCGUAAUCUGCCAUGGGCCCCUGUACCGCCUCCUCAUGCUGCUGCCAGGUCCAGAGUGUGUCAUGGGUCCCUGUACGGCCUCCCAUUGCUGCUGUCUCUAUCGCCACACUCUGCCAUGUGCCACUUUCAGGUCUCCUCACACUGCUGGUGGUUUCCAUUUUUGUCAUAGGGUGCUG
Staurois parvus is the source of this 464-nucleotide messenger RNA. The record is from the annotation of a GenBank genome assembly. NCBI's taxonomy places the organism in Eukaryota, Metazoa, Chordata, Amphibia, Anura, Ranidae.